Molecule: messenger RNA, 2202 nt
Organism: Durio zibethinus
Lineage: Eukaryota; Viridiplantae; Streptophyta; Magnoliopsida; Malvales; Malvaceae
Source: RefSeq, a predicted model, not a curated record
CUAUGUGUAUAAAAAUGAAAAAAAAAAUAUAUCGCAAAAAAAUUAUCUGAUUUUUUUAUAUAAAAUAGAUCGUAAUUUACGGAUAGAAAGAGACAGAAGAAUGUUGUCAAAAAUUUUCCGUCAUCUUCAUGUUCGAUCUAUGGUUGGAGGAAGUUCCGUCAAACCACGACAAUCCCAAAGACAAGAGGGUUUUUUUUUUUUCUUUUUUGUUUUUUCGGUUUUCAGACACGGUCAUUACUCAAACCUUUUUAUACACAGAAAAAUGAAAGACUUUCUGUGUCUCUGAUAGCAUCUCCUUUUGGAUUCACCUUUCUUUCUCUUUCUCUCUCUCUCUCUCUCUGAGGUAAAAGUGAAGUCAACAAGGAGAUGAGUGAGAAUGGAAGAGUACACCCGAAUUGUGUUAAUGCUGCUAAUCCCUACCAUGAAUGUGGUGUAUAUUGCCUAAACAAGAUUGCUGAUGGCAAGGGACAAAAAGAAAAGGAUAAAAAGAAAUUAGGUUCCAAAAUUCUUGAUGCCUCCAGAAGCUUUGGCAGUAAAAAGAAGGGAUCUGAGUCUCAACCGAAGUCCUCUCGAGCACUUGAGAUUACCCCUACCAUAGAUGCAGUUUACCCGGUUGACCCCAAGUCACCUCGGUCUCAUUUUUCUAGAAAGAAGAUGGAAGCAGAGAAUGCUGAGUCCUUGUCUUCUUCUGAGCGACACUCAGAAGAGAUAUAUUCCCAGGAUCGAUCAUUUGAUAAGGCCCAAAUUCAAUACUCUCAAUCAUUGCCUAUGUCUGGCAAAAUCGUGUCUCCUGCUGAUACACCAACCAAAUUUAAAGCAGAGAAGGUUCAAAAUUCGCCUAAGGUAAGUUCAGAUGCAAGUACUGAGCAUGGGAGAGAAGAUCCAACAAGCUCAAACUUUAGUUUCUCAGGGAUUGGCCGAGCUCUAGAAGAGAGUGAUGAGGAAGAAGAGGUAGAAUCUGUUAUCUCUGAUUCCUGUGUAUCAGUUGGAAAAUACCAUGUGAAAGCAAGUAUCUCCUCGAUUCUACAGUCAAUUUUUGAUAAAUAUGGAGACAUAGCAGCUAACUGUCAAUUGGAAUCAGCUUCCAUGCGCGCUUAUUAUUUAGAGUGCUUGUGUGCUGUAGUUCAAGAGUUGCAUUCCACUUCAUUCAAGCAACUAACCAAAGCAAAAGUAAAAGAAAUGUUUGCUGUUCUUAAGGAUGUAGAAUCUGCACAUAUUGAUGUUAGUUGGCUGCGUGCCCUGCUCAAUGAAAUCUCAGAAGCCAUUGAGCUUGUUAGUCAACGUCAAACUUUCGAAGCGAAAAAGGUCAAAUACAAUCGUUAUUUAGAGUCAGUAAGGAAAGAACUGGAAUCUAAAAUGGAAGAACUAGCUCAGAAGGAAAAGGAGGCUGCUGAUGCCCAGGAACAAGUCACAGAAACCAAGGCUCGUUUGGAUGACAUUGAGCAUGAAUGUUCUCAACUGGACAAAGCUAUUUCAUCCAUAGUAUCCAUCAUGGAAAAAUUCCAGGGCAAAUCUCUGGCGGAUGAGCUCUUGUAAUGGCGUUUUGCAAACAUUACCAUUUCCAUUAUCUAGAUAUCUUUACCUUUUGUUUGAUACUUGAUGGUGUCAUGAAAGUAGUUUGUGUAGAGCAAUUGAUAAUAGGCUUUGAUACAUGUUAUCAACUUAUCAAGUACCAUAUCUAAUCUGAUACCAGGCCUUUCUAGAAUAAUCGAACCGUCUCUUUGAUCUUAGCCUCAAGGCUUGAGAUUUGUGGGUUGCAUUUUUGCUUAACCUCAAUCCUGUAUGAUCCUUUUAUUAAACUUUUCUUCUUUUUUUUUUCCUUUUAUAAUUUGAAACAAAAACUGUUCAAUAAAACAAGUUCAAUUUCAUGUCUUCCUUUGUCCUUGACUCCUGUCUUAAUUCAUGGCGUUUUUCAUGUUUUUUUAAUGUUACUGACAAACAGUCAAAAUAUUUAAUUGGGUCCCAACAAGCUUUGAGCUUAGGGGGCCUUUUGACCAACUUCGACCCAAUUUAAAUUCGACCCGACCCGACUUGACCAACCAUCCACCCGUCUAAAUAAAUAAUAACUAUCCGAUCCGAAUUUCUACGUUAAUUAUAAAACAUAAAAGUUUUUAAAAAGAAGGCCUUUUUUCUUCAUCACCCAAAUAAAACCCUAGCCAAAGGGGAAGUAUAAAGCAAUCGAAGCAAAUUCCGCAAUCAGGU